AGCCGUUCAAAACCCUCAAAAAAUAGAAAAAAAUGGCGACCCUCCGCGCGCCGCCGCCACCCGCCGGCGCCGCCGCGGCGGAUGGCGGCAUCGAGGAGAACGCGAUGGCCAUCCUCGACACCGCCGGCAUCAAGGACGCCCGCGACCUCCACGACGACCGUGCCGCCUUCCUGGAGACCGUGCGCUCCGCGUGCCUUGCCGCCGACAACCCCUCGCCCCCCUCGUGGAGAAUGUAUAAUGCUGUUUUCCAGAUUCUUCAAAACAGCAGCUCGCUGGAGCUUAUCAUUGCAAGUUUCCACCUCUUAGUGGAGUUGGGGGAGAAAUACCCUAGAGCGUAUUGGACAGAUUCUGUUUCUGGCAAAGCCUUCGUUGUAGUUAAAGAGUUGUGGUCACCAUUUCACCUUUGCAGUGAUGUUGCUUCUGGUGAGUUUGGGGGAAACACCAGGCAUUUAGACCACCUCUUUGAUUCUUCGAGAUUCUCAUCAUUGAUCGAGGAUAUGGUUGAAACAGCUAAUGACACAGAUGCUAAUAAUGGAAUUGAGCAUAUAAAGAAUAUGGUGCUACUACAAUAUCUCGUCAGCACACUUGAGGCUGAUUUUAUACCUCGUCGUGAUGCAUAUAAAGAAUCAUUAGACUGGGUAAUUUUCAGGGAAUCUCUUCUACAGAUGCUUCUGGUGUCACGGAAGCUGGCAUUCAAAUCUUUCGUAAAGAACUGCAUAUCUCUCCUGCUCAGCCAAUAUUAUCAAGAAGUUGAAGAUGGUGUAUCUUCUAAAGAAUGUUCUGCUAAAUCAGCAUCUGAUCUAGAUUCUUCCAUAGCUGUGAUAUCCUCUGAAUUCAAAAGAAAAGCUUUGGCAUCAGUUCAGAAACUUUUCAUUAUGGUUAUGAACCUUGAUUUGAUUAGAAAAGAAGCAGACACAAUGGGUCUGACUACAAGAGCUGAUGGGUGCAGGAAUCCUAUCUUGGAUGUUAUUUUAGAUGAGCUAACUUACAAUAUAAGCUACUUGUCACCAUUUCUUCUGACCUUCAUGGAAUGGAAGUGGAAAUUGGAGAUUAUACUACAGUACUUUUCAAAAUAUUGUGGCAAGCCUGCAGUUCGUACCCGGAGGUCAGAUAAUUCACAACAUGAUUUGACUUUGGAAAAUGUACUGAGUUUAUUUUCAACAGCUGCAACUGCAAAGGGUAUUGUUAAAAAGAUGAGUUCAGAAGUUGUCCAGCUUCUCUUAGCAAAUGCAUAUCAGGUUUGCCUGUCUGUUGAAGGUGAUUGUAGCAAAGACAGUGAUACAAGAAAGAGGAUUGGAGCAACUCUCCUUCAGAUAUCUGACAGUUUUGUGUCUGCUUUUCAGAAUCUCAGAAAAAUCAACCCGAAUAUCGAGAUCUUGCCGUUUGAGAAAGAAGCUCUCUUUACUGCUGCUACAAUGAUUAGAAUACUAAAGAAUGGGCAAAGAUAGGGGAGUAGACUUGGAAGUGCACAUUUCGUCUGAUGAUCUGCUCUGACAACUUCUGUUAGUCUUCAAGAUAGUACCAUCGUCUUUUGACAUCUGCCAUCAAAUCUAUCGUGUGUUUUUGUCAUGUUACCUCUGUUCAUAUUAGUUUAGAGGAUGUAACAUACAUGAUGGGUUUUUCUAAAUGACUAAAUGAGGCUAGUGUGGCUAUCAAUUGCCUGGAAUUUCCUGAUUGGUUCACUGCCUCAGUCUUGCCAAGCUGUGGCGUGCUACAGUUUUUCAAUUCCUAGGCCCACGUGUUAUAUACUCCACUUUUAGGCAAAUCUUUGGUUAUGUUUGGCAAGGACGUUUGGCAAUAUUGGGAGUGAA
Oryza brachyantha (malo sina) is the source of this 1811-nucleotide messenger RNA. RefSeq names its product negative regulator of systemic acquired resistance SNI1. Gene Ontology annotation, biological process: DNA damage response; negative regulation of systemic acquired resistance; negative regulation of DNA-templated transcription. The transcript has 15 exons. The record is from RefSeq and is a predicted model, not a curated record. The coding region runs from base 33 to 1448 and encodes 471 amino acids. NCBI's taxonomy places the organism in Eukaryota, Viridiplantae, Streptophyta, Magnoliopsida, Poales, Poaceae. Gene Ontology annotation, cellular component: Smc5-Smc6 complex; nucleus. Gene Ontology annotation, molecular function: transcription cis-regulatory region binding.